UAACAUAAUUGUUAGUAAUUUGAAAGCUUUUCAUAUAACAAACUUAAAUAGCAACUACUAUAUAAGUCUAGAAACAGAGCUACCAGUAGCACUCACAACACAACCUGACACGUCUUUGUUUUAUUACAUAUAAAUUUCUUCUCAAAUUUUACUAUCUCCGACCAUGAAGAGAUCCUCCACAGUCACAUCAUUACCGUCUCUCUCCCUCUUUCUCCUCUUGCUACUGCCGUCGGUAGUCCAAUCCUCCGACGACCUUAUCGACAAAAUAUGCCAAGCAACGCCGUUCUGCGACCUCUGUGAAGCCUCUCUCCGUCCACUCUCUCCUUCACCUUCUGAUCCAAAAUCCUUAGCCGUCGCUAUGGCCAGCGUUGUUCUCGGAAACAUGACCGAUACUUUAGGAUACAUUCAAUCGCUGAUCAAACAUUCUCACGAUCCUGCGGUAGAGCGCGCGCUGGCUCAGUGCGCCGAGCUGUACCGGCCGGUGGUCAAGUUUAAUAUUCCUCAGGCGAUGGAGGCAAUGCAGGGCGGCAAAUUCGGAUUUGCGAUAUAUGUACUCGGAGACGCCGAGAAGCAGACUGAUUCUUGUCAGAAAGGGAUCACGAAUACCGGCGCCGACGAUGAAAGCUCGGUGGCUGUUACGGCUAGAAACAAGCUAGUUAAGAAUCUUUGUGACGUGGCGAUUUCUGUGCUUAAGUCUCUUAUGAGUCUUUAAGAAUCUUUGUUUCUUGAAAAUAAUAAUUAUAUAUACAUAUAUAAUAUAUUUGUAAUUAUUGACACGAAAUUUCUAUUCUAAAUUUCGGAAGAGUUCCACUUUA
Messenger RNA from Arabidopsis lyrata subsp. lyrata, 815 nucleotides. RefSeq names its product cell wall / vacuolar inhibitor of fructosidase 1. Gene Ontology annotation, molecular function: enzyme inhibitor activity. Gene Ontology annotation, biological process: negative regulation of catalytic activity. NCBI's taxonomy places the organism in Eukaryota, Viridiplantae, Streptophyta, Magnoliopsida, Brassicales, Brassicaceae. The record is from RefSeq and is a predicted model, not a curated record. Bases 164 to 712 code for a protein of 182 amino acids. The transcript has a single exon.